Molecule: messenger RNA, 1168 nt
Organism: Nicotiana tabacum (common tobacco)
Lineage: Eukaryota; Viridiplantae; Streptophyta; Magnoliopsida; Solanales; Solanaceae
Source: RefSeq, a predicted model, not a curated record
GCCACUAUGUUCCAAGCCACUGGCUCGGCUUCCGGUUCAUCCGGCUUCGUUAAUAUCACUAAUGUAAAAGGAGGAAAAGUCGUUUUUAGCCCCGCCGAUUACGACGGCCCUCCUCCCGCCAAAUUUGUUAAAUCCGUAGAGGAGAUUCCUUAUAACAUCUCCGUUAUCCAAAUAAGUACGAUUUUGCCCUCAGCCGAAGCUGAAGCUCCGACUCCAGGACCAAGUCAUAUGAAUCUCACUUCACUAAUGUCUGCUCACGGCUGCAAAGUUUUUGCCGAGACGCUUUUAGCUUCUCCUGCUGAAAAGACUUUUGAGGACAAUGUUGAUGGCGGAUUAACGAUAUUUUGCCCUGGAGAUGACGCAAUGAAGAAUUUUUUACCUAAGUUUAAGAAUUUAACCGCGGAAGGGAAGCAGUCACUGCUCGAGUAUCACGGAGUUCCUAUUUAUCAAUCGAUAUCGAGUUUGAAAUCUAAUAACGGCGUUAUGAACACGUUAGCUACAGACGGCGCUAAGAAGUACGAUUUUACCGUUCAAAAUAACGGCGAAGAUGUUACACUGAAGACGAAGGUUGUGACUGCGAAGAUCACGGGGACUUUGGUUGAUGAACAGCCGCUGGCGAUAUUUUCGCUUGAUAAGGUGUUGUUGCCAAAGGAAUUGUUCAAGGCUGCUCCUACUCCGGCGCCGGCGCCGGCACCGGAGGCCGACGCUGAAUCUCCUAAGCACUCUAAGGAUAAACACAAGUCGCCACCGGCACCUGAGUCUUCCGCUGAUUCACCGGCGGAUUCUCCGGCGGAUGGUCCUAGUGAUGAUUCUGCCGAUUCAACCGCGGAUGAUAACGGUGCUGUUAGGUACAACGCUGGAGCAUCGCUUACCGCCGUUUUUAGUAUAUGGUUUGCCUUCGAAUUAUUGAUGGGCUCUUAAUUGUGAAAUAAGUGGAUUUGUAACGGUAUUAGUGUAAGUUUCUAUACUGUCUAACAGACUUUAUGGUGCUUUUGCUUAUUUUUUAUUUUACUUUUUUGCUUUUGUACCAUUUUCUUCUUUGUUAGUGUGUCUUUGAUUAUCUCUGUUAAGUGUUAAGUUGAUUCAGAGAUGGAAUUGAUUCUGUAAUACGAGUCUUUGUUUGCGUGUUAACCAUUACUUAUGAAUUUAUGAUAAGCUUUUCAUAUAA